Hypoxylon trugodes is the source of this 1257-nucleotide messenger RNA. RefSeq lists its product as uncharacterized. The record is from RefSeq and is a predicted model, not a curated record. The transcript is spliced from 2 exons. Lineage: Eukaryota; Fungi; Ascomycota; Sordariomycetes; Xylariales; Hypoxylaceae. Bases 289 to 1122 code for a protein of 277 amino acids.
UAAUUCGGCUCCGUUAUAAGGAUACCAAGCGCAAGAGUAUGCGAUGAAGAUGACUCAAAACAUGACUAUUAUCUUGCUCAUGAAAUUCGUAUAAAAGGGAAAACAACCUGACGUUGAAAUUCGGUGUUUGCAUUGCUCAGGGUAAUACAAGACUAUUAGCCUCGACUCCGUGGCCGAAAGAACCAGUUUAUUUAACAACACCAUUUUCUCUUCUUCAACUUCUAAAAAUUUAAAUCGUCCCUGGUGAUCUUAUAAGUUAGAACGCAAGUUACAAAUAACUCUUUCGAAAUGCCUUCCGUCGACUUAGAAUACCCCAAGCAACCUUAUAGCAAGGUCCACCGCUAUGAUACCCGAGCUUCCUAUGCGCUAGAGACCAUCCACCAAAUCGUCAACACUUGCCCCAUUCUCCAUGUCUCCUUCACACCCCCCGACUCCCCUUUCCCUACCAUCCUCCCUAUGAUCGGGCAAAUGGGCUCGUUCGCCCGUCCCAGCGCCGACACGGGAGACGUACUCGAGCUGUACCUCCAUGGCUACGUGUCCUCACGUAUCAUGAACCUAUCGCGCAAAGCCAGCGCCGACUCCCCUCCCUCCUUCGGAGAAGAAGGCCUACCGAUCUGCGUCGCAGCCAGCCACGUAGACGGCCUAGUCCUCUCCCUCACGCCCAACUCCCACAGCUACAACUACCGCUCCGCAACCCUCUUCGGCCACGCCACCAUCGUCACGGACCUGCCCGAAAAACUCUGGGCUAUGGAGCUUAUCACCAACUCCGUUGUUCGCGAUCGCUACCAGAAUACCCGCGUCCCGCCCAACGGCGCCGAGAUGCAAUCUACCAGCGUUCUCCGCGUGAAGAUUUCAGCGGGCAGUGCGAAGAUCCGCUCUGGGGAACCCAAGGAUGAGAAGGCGGAUUUGGAGAAUGGGGAAUUGUUGGAGAGGACUUGGACGGGGGUUAUUCCGGUGUAUCAUACGCUGGGUGAUCCCAUCCCGGCUUCGUAUAAUAGGGUGAAGGGGUUGCCGACAUAUUUGGAGGAGUAUUGGACUGGGUACAAUCGUGGUGCGAAGGAUAUCGCGGUUGAGGCUGCGGUGCCCCCGGUGGAGGUGAAGAGGCCGAAGUAUGAUGAUUGAGUGACUUGAUGGGUUAGGUGGCGAGGGAUGCUUUUUCUUCAACAGAAGAUGGUUGUUGCCUGGUGCCUAUAAGGCGUAAAGGCCCUCGAGUGCUGGAGUUCUCUUUUAGAGACAAUAAUGAUGCGGUGUCUUUCG